Molecule: messenger RNA, 4571 nt
Organism: Pongo pygmaeus (Bornean orangutan)
Lineage: Eukaryota; Metazoa; Chordata; Mammalia; Primates; Hominidae
Gene: CLDN2
Product: claudin 2
Exons: 1
Coding region: 2028-2720 (230 amino acids)
Cellular component (GO): membrane; bicellular tight junction
Molecular function (GO): structural molecule activity
Source: RefSeq, a predicted model, not a curated record
CUUAAAAAAAAAACAAAAACGAAUGGUGAAACUGAACUAGGGAAGUAGCGUGGAAAUGGAGAGAAAGGAACCAUGGAUUUGAGGUAUAUUCAUAAGGUAGAACUGGGACAUAGGGACUAUAGGAUGCAGGAGGUAAGUAGAAGAAAGGUGCCAAAGAUCACUUUCCGGAUUUUGGUCUGGCACCAGUAGAUGGACAGAAGUAUCAUUCAGUGAACACAGGGAACACAGGGAAGAACUGUUUGGGGAAAGCUGCAUGGGGGAUGUGAUGAGUUCACUUUUGGACAUGUCAAAUUCGAGAUGUCUAUGAGAUUUCCCUGUGGAGAUUCUGACUAGGUGAUUGCUCUGCCAGUCUUGAAGCUCAGAAGGGUCUAUCCUGGAAAUUCAGAUUUGGGAGGGUCAGUGGAUGGGUAGUAGAUUAAGUUAUGGAAGCAAGAUGAGUUUGCUCAGGGACAGAGUGUUAAUUGAGAAAAGGAUGGACUUCUGAGGAAUACUCACAUUUAAGAGAUGAGUAGGGAAAGAGAAAUCUUGAAGAAGGCUAAAAUGGAAUAGCCAGAUUGUGGUGGGUUGAAAAAUUAGUGGGUUAGUUCGGGCACGGUGGCUCAUGCCUGUAAUCCUAGCACUUUGGGAGGCUGAGGCAGGUGGAUCGCUUGAGUUCAGGAGUUCAAGACCAGUGUGGGCAACAUGGCAAAACCUGGUCUCUACAAAAAAUACACACACACACACACACAACUAGCCAGGUGUGGUGAUGUGCUCCUGUAGUCCCAGCUACUUGGGGGGCUGAGGCAGGAGGAUCGCUUGAGCCCAGGAGGUCGAGGCUGCAAUGAGCGGAGAUCAUGCCACUGCACUCCAGCCUGGGUGCCAAAGUGAGAACCUGUCUCAAAAAGAAAGAAAGAAAAAUUAGUGGGUCAGAGGGUCUUGUAGAGAAUGGGGAGGUGUGCCCUUGACUCUUAAUGUCCUCAAUCUUGGCAACACUGGGGGUUCCUUGAACACGGCAAAAUCUUAUAUGGCUCUGAGAUUCCAAAGCAUUGACUCAGAUACCUGCCUCAUGCAAAGCCCUAUAUUCUACAGCAGUUUCCCUUUCCUCUGUGGCAGACUCUUGUCCCCCCUAACAGAUGGCUCAGAGAAUUUCAGGGCUCCCUGUCAGUCCUGGAACCCUUGUUCCAGAGUGCUCCCUCAUCAUCCAAGAGGCUGAUAAUGGGAGCAUCUAUUAGGAGACUGGACAGGAAAUGUCUGGGCAUGUUAUACAUGCAGAAGGCCUUAGACUAGGCUGCAGAGAGGGAUUUGGGCAUGGCUGGGAGGAUAUGAACUCUCAGAGCACGGACAGAAGGCUUUGCUGCCCACCCCCAUCUACCCUGGAGUAGAUUUUCACCAUAGGCAGAAUGAUCCAGGGCUAGACCACUACUCUGUAGGCCCCUAGAGAUUCAAGAGGCCUCUAACAAGCUGGAGUCCGAGGCUACAUUCUAGGAUCUGUUCCUCCUGAUGUAGUCUGCAGUUUGGCCUCAGUCUGCAAUUGAGGGGCCCUAUGGCAAUGUUGCUUGGCAAUGUAUUAAACAGCAGGCCUUGGGGACUAGCACUUGAGUUAACACAGCCACCACAACCACUACUGCCAUCAUCACCUUCCCGGAAGGCAGCCACCUGUCUGGCUCCUGGCUUUGUCCAGCUGCCAACCUAAGGCAUGUGCCUACGCAGGAGGCGAUGACAUUUUGGCUCCACGUUCAAAGUUUUUUUUUUUUUUUUCGUUUCUCAUGUGUUAUUUCUAAAGAUAACAAAGGUCAAAAGGCAUCCAGCAUUUUCUGGUUUCUCAUAAGCUUCUGGUCAAUAUUUAAUCUGGUUUAUGGAUUUUUUUUUAGGUCUUCUGGAUGCCUUCUUGAGGCUGCUUGUGGCCACCCACAGACACUUGUAAGGAGGAGAGAAGUCAGCCUGGCAGAGAGACUCUGAAAUGAGGGAUUAGAGGUGUUCAAGGAGCAAGAGCUUCAGCCUGAAGACAAGGAGCAGUCCCUGAAGACGCUUCUACUGAGAGGUCUGCCAUGGCCUCUCUUGGCCUCCAACUUGUGGGCUACAUCCUAGGCCUUCUGGGGCUUUUGGGCACACUGGUUGCCAUGCUGCUCCCCAGCUGGAAAACAAGUUCUUACGUCGGUGCCAGCAUUGUGACAGCAGUUGGCUUCUCCAAGGGCCUCUGGAUGGAGUGUGCCACACACAGCACAGGUAUCACCCAGUGUGACAUCUAUAGCACCCUUCUGGGCCUGCCCGCUGACAUCCAGGCUGCCCAGGCCAUGAUGGUGACAUCCAGUGCAAUCUCCUCCCUGGCCUGCAUUAUCUCUGUGGUGGGCAUGAGAUGCACAGUCUUCUGCCAGGAAUCCCGAGCCAAAGACAGAGUGGCGGUAGCAGGUGGAGUCUUUUUCAUCCUUGGAGGCCUCCUGGGCUUCAUUCCUGUUGCCUGGAAUCUUCAUGGGAUCCUACGGGACUUCUACUCACCACUGGUGCCUGACAGCAUGAAAUUUGAGAUUGGAGAGGCUCUUUACUUGGGCAUUAUUUCUUCCCUGUUCUCCCUGAUAGCUGGAAUCAUCCUCUGCUUUUCCUGCUCAUCCCAGAGAAAUCGCUCCAACUACUAUGAUGCCUACCAAGCCCAACCUCUUGCCACAAGGAGCUCUCCAAGGCCUGGUCAACCUCCCAAAGUCAAGAGUGAGUUCAAUUCCUACAGCCUGACAGGGUAUGUGUGAAGAACCAGGGGCCAGAGCUGGGGGGUGGCUGGGUCUGUGAAAAACAGUGGACAGCACCCCGAGGGCCACAGGUGAGGGACAUUACCACUGGAUCGUGUCAGAAGGUGCUGCUGAGGAUAGACUGACUUUGGCCAUUGGAUUGAGCAAAGGCAGAAAUGGGGGCUAGUGUAACAGCAUGCAGGUUGAAUUGCCAAGGAUGCUCACCAUGCCAGCCUUUCUGUUUUCCUCACCUUGCCGCUCCCCUGCCCUAAGUCCCCAACCCUCAACUUGAAACCCCAUUCCCUUACCUUAAGCCAGGACUCAGAGGAUCCCUUUGCCCUCUGGUUUACCUGGGACUCCAUCUCCAAACCCACUAAUCACAUCCCACUGACUGACCCUCUGUGAUCAAAGACCCUCUCUCUGGCUGAGGUUGGCUCUUAGCUCAUUGCUGGGGAUGGGAAGGAGAAGCAGUGGCUUUUGUGGGCAUUGCUCUAACCUACUUCUCAAGCUUCCCUCCAAAGAAACUGAUUGGCCCUGGAACCUCCAUCCCACUCUUGUUAUGACUCCACAGUGUCCAGACUAAUUUGUGCAUGAACUGAAAUAAAACCAUCCUACGGUAUCCAGGGAACAGAAAGCAGGAUGCAGGAUGGGAGGACAGGAAGGCAGCCUGGGACAUUAAAAAAAAAAAAAAACGAAAAAAAAAAAAAAACAGAACCCAUUUCUCAGGGCACUUUCCAGAAUUCUCUCAUAUUUGUGGGCUGGGGAUCAAGCCUGCAGCUUGAGGAAAGCACAAGGAAAGGAAAGAAGAUCUGGUGGAAAGCUCAGGUGGCAGCGGACUCUGACUCCACUGAGGAACUGCCUCAGAAGCUGCGAUCACAACUUUCGCUGAAGCCCCUGCCUCACUCUGGGGCAUCUGACCUGGCCUCUUGCCUAAACCACAAGGCUAAGGGCUAUAGACAAUGGUUUCCUUAGGAACAGUAAACCAGUUUUUCUAGGGAUGGCCCUUGGCUGGGGGAUGACAGUGUGGGAGCUGUGGGGUACUGAGGAAGACACCAUUCCUUGACGGUGGCCAAGAAGGAAUAAGAACCUUGGUGUCUAAGAAGCCAGGUGGAUGUGUGUGGUGGCUCCAGUGGGUGUUUCUACUCUGCCAGUGAGAGGCAGCCCCCCAGAAAGUCUUCAGGCGUAAUGGAAAAUCAGCUCAACUGAGAUCAGGCCACCCCAGGGUCCACCUACAGAGCACUACAGAGCCUCUGAAAGACCACAGCACCAAGCGAGCCCCUUCAGAUUCCCCCACUGUCCAUCAGAAGAUGCUCCAGAGUGGCUAGAGGGCAUCUAAGGGCUCCAGCAUGGCAUAUCCAUGCCCGCAGUGCUGUGUCCAUGAUCUGAGUGAUAGCUGCACUGCUGCCUGGGAUUGCAGCUGAGGUGGGAGUAGAGAAUGGUUCCCAGGAAGACAGUUCCACCUCUAAGGUCUGAAAAUGUUCCCUUUACCCUGGAGUGGGAGUGAGGGGUCAUACACCAAAGGUAUUUUCCCUCACCAGUCUAGGCAUGACUGGCUUCUGAAAAAUUCCAGCACACCUCCUCAAACCUCAGUGUCAGCAGAGAGGGCCCAUCUGUUGUCUGUAACAUGCCUUUCACAUGUCCACCUUCUUGUCCAUGUUCCAGCUGCUCUCCCAACCUGGAAGGCCAUCUCCCCUUAGCCAAGUCCUCCUCAGGCUUGGAGAACUUCCUCAGCGUCACCUCCUUCAUUGAGCCUUCUCUGAUCACUCCAUCCCUCUCCUACCCCUCCCUCCCCCAACCCUCAAUGUAUAAAUUGCUUCUUGAUGCUUAGCAUUCACAAUUUUUGACUGAUCGUUAUUUGUGUGUGUGUGUGUC